This is a messenger RNA of Rotaria socialis, 549 nucleotides long. NCBI's taxonomy places the organism in Eukaryota, Metazoa, Rotifera, Eurotatoria, Philodinida, Philodinidae. The record is from the annotation of a GenBank genome assembly.
AUGAUGAUAACCGUGCAGAGCGAUAUCCCGAAUAUUAAUGUUGAAUCAUCACCAUUGGCUGAUCAACUUCAACUGAAACGAACUCGAAAAAUUCUUCUCAUCGCAGUUGGUGCUUUUUGGGUACUCUCUUUGUUCAAUAUGAUUAGUACUGGUCUCGAGUUGCCAAGAGUACCUGAUUCAGAACGAAAAAUAAAAAAUUUAAUAGUUGGACAAGCUGUUUUAUCGGUUGUAUUGAACACUUUUGGACUAUUUGCCAUUUUUGGUUACCGUCGAACAGGCCUACUUGUGUUCGCAUGGCUUAACAUCGUCGAGUUGAUAUUUAUUAGCAUUGUGAUUGCAUUUGUUUUAUUUGCUGUUGGUGAAGUGAUAUUUGUAGCAAGUCAAAACAGUGUUCACAACGCUCACAUUAUGGGUCCGGGAAUAAUUAUUGCCAUAGAUGCCAUAUUACUGCUUUCUUAUUUCGCUGUAAAAACGUUUAUCGUCAAAUAUAGUUUCAAAUUGGCACGAAUCAUUAAAGCUAAUAAACAGUUCAUCACUCAAAAAGUCUAA